CACAGGAAUGAAUCAGACGCACACGCUCAUGCAGUCACACUGGUUGAGAGUGUCGCGCUUUCUUGAGAAGGAUCUGAUUUACUCCACAGCUGCUUUUCUCAGAUUUACGGAUACUCCAAUCAAAAUCAUUCAUCAGGCUUGUUUACGUAUAAAGCACAGGAAUAAUGGACGCCCUGACGUUCUAAGUGACAGGUCGGUUGUGUGGCACUGGUGCCCCCUGUUGGCAUGAGUGCGUGCGGGAGGAAGGCUCUGACCCUGCUGAGCAGCGUGUUUGCAGUAUGCAGCCUGGGUCUGCUGGGUAUCGCUGUCAGUACUGACUACUGGCUUUACCUGGAGGAGGGCAUUAUACUGCCUCUCAACCAGACCACUGACAUGCGCGUGUCCAUUCACUCCGGCCUCUGGAGGGUCUGUUUCCUCGCAGGUGAAGAGCGAGGUCGCUGUUUUACUAUCGAGUAUGUGAUGCCUAUGAGUGUCCAGCUGACCAGUGAGUCCACUCUCAGUGUUUUGAAGAUGAUUCGUUCGGCGACGCCGUUCCCUCUGGUCAGUUUGUUCUUUAUGUUCAUUGGCUUUGUGCUGAACAACAUCGGACACAUUCGGCCGCAACGCACCAUACUGGCCUUUGUCUCUGGGAUCUUCUUUAUCUUAUCAGGUUUGUCUCUGGUGGUGGGUUUGGUUCUGUACAUCUCCAGCAUAAAUGAUGAGAUGUUGAACAGGACCAAGACUAAUGAAGCGUACUUCAGCUAUAAGUACGGCUGGUCAUUUGCGUUUGCCGCAAUCUCUUUCCUGCUCACAGAGAGUGCAGGUGUGAUGUCUGUCUACCUGUUCAUGAAGCGAUACACAGCGGAGGAAAUCUAUCAGCCCCACCCCAGCUUUUACCGGCCGCGCCUGAGCAACUGCUCAGAUUAUUCGGGUCAGUUCUUGCACCCCGAUGCCUGGACGCGAGGCCGCAGCCCAUCAGACAUCUCCAGCGACGCCUCGCUGCAAAUGAACGCCAGCUACCCGGCUCUGCUCAAGUGUCCAAACUAUGAUCGGAUGUCUUCAUCGCCCUGCUGAAGGACAGAGGACACGACAGACGGCAGUGUGUGUCACAGAUGGAUAAAGUUUUUUACUAGUUGAAUGUUAAUCCGAUGCAAGUUGUUGCCGUUUGCUGUUCUUUGCCUUAUCAGACUGCUGGAUUACACUUGACUUCUGACUUACUGAAAAAAAAUGACUUUCCUACUUAGUAUUUUUGUCUUGUUUUCAGUUCAGAUAUCAAAAAAUCUAGAAAAAAAUUCUUGAUAAGCUAAAUUAUCUAAGAAAAUAAACACAAAAAAUAUACAAUUUUAAAAAGAUGAAUUU
This is a messenger RNA of Misgurnus anguillicaudatus (oriental weatherfish), 1338 nucleotides long. It is a transcript of the gene cacng5b, whose product is annotated as calcium channel, voltage-dependent, gamma subunit 5b. The record is from RefSeq and is a predicted model, not a curated record. Gene Ontology annotation, molecular function: voltage-gated calcium channel activity; channel regulator activity. Gene Ontology annotation, biological process: neurotransmitter receptor transport, postsynaptic endosome to lysosome; postsynaptic neurotransmitter receptor diffusion trapping; calcium ion transport. Lineage: Eukaryota; Metazoa; Chordata; Actinopteri; Cypriniformes; Cobitidae. Gene Ontology annotation, cellular component: postsynaptic density membrane; AMPA glutamate receptor complex.